This is a messenger RNA of Eriocheir sinensis (Chinese mitten crab), 1794 nucleotides long. RefSeq names its product trypsin-1-like. The coding region runs from base 259 to 1530 and encodes 423 amino acids. The record is from RefSeq and is a predicted model, not a curated record. Lineage: Eukaryota; Metazoa; Arthropoda; Malacostraca; Decapoda; Varunidae. The transcript has a single exon. Gene Ontology annotation, molecular function: serine-type endopeptidase activity. Gene Ontology annotation, biological process: proteolysis.
AGUAUAUGAACAUAAUACGUAUGUAAGUAGAAUUGCAUUUCAGCAUUCCUGCGUGCGCGUGUGUAGUAGCACUUUAAUGCCAGGAAAUAGUCACUAAUGACAUGGAUGAGCGGCUGAGCACUGCCAUUCGAGCCUCAUCGAAUCAACGUACGAACAUACAUGAAAUGAAAGGCGCAGGUGUGGCGGGUGAGGACACAGGUGUUGCCUCAGCACUGCCUCAAAGGUCUUGGUGGCCGGUCGACGCGUCCACGCUCAGUCAUGACGCAGAACGGACGCGCGAGUCUGUGGGUGGCGGCGGCGGUCCUGCUCCUGGUGGGGGUGGCUCGUGGCGGGCCUGCCGGCACUCGCCAGUUUUCCUCCUGCGGCUGGGACUUUUAUUUGAAUCUCGGGGAAGUAUUCUACAUCGUGUCCCCGGGCUUCCCUAAUCCCUACCCUGUCCCACUGCAGUGCACCUGGCGAGGCAGCUCCGAGCCAGGAACGCUGCUCAGGAUGUGGUGCCCUGUCUUCAAUGUGCCGGUGAGCGAUCGUUGUCUGCGCGAGGGUUUACACUGGGGCGUCGGGAACGGCGGUAUAGUGUUCUGUGGUACCAACGUUGCUCCCCUUACCACCUUCUCCAACAGCCUCCACGCCAGCCUGUACUCCUUCCGGCGGUACCACCUGAACGCUGGACAAGUUUUUUGCGAGGUGCACGUGAUUAAGGCAGACAUUCUCCCCGUGACAAACUCCAAAAGCACCCCGCCACCUCAGCCGCUGAGCCCAGCCCCCUUCAGCCAGUGCGGUGUGAAAGGAGAUUCGCGGGUGGUAGGCGGAUAUGUGACAGUCUUACACGAGUGGCCGUGGCAAGUCGCUCUGCGGAAGAUAAGCGACGAUUUCAUUUUCUGCGGAGGCUCGCUGGUGUCGCCCGAGUGGGUGGUCACGGCGGCUCACUGCAUGCAGUACAUCUUAAAGACUGAUAUGUACGUGACCGUAGGAGACUACGAAAGGGAGAUAUCCACUAACAACCGGCUGAGAGUGGCUGUUGGUGUGGAGACAGUGGUGUCACACCCGCAGUAUGACACCCUCACGGUUGAUAAUGAUAUCGCGUUGCUGCGGCUGAGCAAGGCCCUGGAGUACACACUGGCCGUGGCGCCAAUCUGCCUUCCGUGUGGCAUGUCAGAGACGAAUUUUCAGAAAGGAACGGGGACGGUGACCGGCUGGGGCACCACAGCCUCGAAUGGCAACGUCAGCCAGGUGCUGCUGGAGGCACAACUGCCGUUGCUGACCACCAAGGAGUGCCGAAUCUACCACGGCAAUAGCGUCACCACCAACAUGUUGUGCACGUACCAGGAGGGCAAGGACGCUUGCCAGGGGGACUCCGGGGGACCACUGGCUUGGAAAGACGCUGCGAAUCUCUACUACCUGGCGGGCGUGGUGUCGUGGGGCUACGGAUGUGCUGACGCUAACUCGCCGGGGGUUUACACAAAGGUGACGAAAUACCUGGACUGGAUACAGAAAGAAACCUCCAUCAACUUCUGUGGCGGCGGCCGCUGAGGCUCGGCAGUCGCUGCACGACCCCCGUUCUUCUAUGCAAGCGCCAAAGAUACUCCUAUCGGAAGAAAGAAUUUUUUGACAAGGACAAUAUUAACAUUUCCUAUUUAUACGAAGACAAUAGCCAAUAGUUCAAUGUAUUUUAACUAUAAUAAAAAACCUGGCUGUAUGCAUUUGGAGAAUCCUGUAGACAUAAGAAUAAAGCAAAAUUAGUAACAAUUUUUGCAUAAGGUUGAGACGGAGUGGCUGGCGAGGAGACGACAUGCG